UCAUUAAAACAUUUUCUGUUUCUGAUAGCAUUGUAAAAGAUUGAUCAGAACUUCUAAUACAUAUUGCAUUACUUUUAGUCAGUUUAAAAAUAACAUUUAUACCUGUUACUGUUACCAAAACAAUCGUUGCUUCCGAAACAAAUCAACAGAAGUCCUUUUGGCAGCAAGUCAAGCAUUUGAAUUACUUUUUACUCUAACCUCCAUCCCAUUCUUUCAUUCAUGGCAGAAACAGCAGCAAAAACGGGGAGAAAACGUGACCCUAUUUGGACAGAGUUCGAAAGACUGCCGGGCAAUAAAGCCAAAUGCCGCCACUGUGAGCAGCCUGAAAUAAUUUCAGGCGUAGCGCACCGAAUGAAAACCCAUUACUUGAAGUAUCAUCAACAAAGGGAAAAGCACUCGAUCAAAAAUCAUUCAUUAACAAAAACUUGUGCCGAAGCAGCAGCAAAAACGGGGAGAAAACGUGACCCUAUUUGGACAGAGUUCGAAAGACUACCGGGAAAUAAAGCCAAAUGCCGCCACUGUGAGCAGCCUGAAAUAAUUUCAGGUGUAGCGCACCGAAUGAAAACCCAUUACUUGAAGUAUCAUCAACAAAGGAAAAAGCACUCGGUCAAAAAUCAUUCAUUAACAAAAAAUUCGUCAGAACAUUCAGAUGUUUCAAAAUUAGCCAAAAAUGAUUCGCCCGAUGAGAACAAAACAAUCAAUCAGGCUAUUGAGAAGUUUUUUAUUGACUGCGAAAUCCCUGCCGAUAAAGCAAAGCACGAGAGUUUUAUUUAUAUGACCAAAGCAUUGCGUCCCGGUUAUAAGAUUCCAGAUGAUUUUGAAGAAAGUCUGAAUUAUCAACAAUUGCUGAAAUCAAUAAUCAAUUACAACGGUAGCAAACUUCUGACAUCUUUAAUCGAAAUUAAGGAGUACAAUUGCCAGCACCUGCCGGAAAAGUUUACUACAAAGCCUUUAUCGCGUUGUAUGGAAAAUAGAAACUUUAAUCUCACUGUGGAAAGACCUUGCAUAUUUGGACGUGGGAUUAAUUUUCAGAAUUUUUUCAAUGCCUGUUUAGAGUACAAAUUUCUCAUAGAAAGACCUGAAGACGCGCCUUUAACAGGAGUUCUAACGAAACAGUUAGAUCGUCCCCCACAAUUGCACAAGCGGAAGCCACCUCUUCCUCCAGUUUACGAGUACUGUUGCCAACAGGAGGCAAUGAAUCAGAUACAUGUCGAAUUGCAAAAGAGUGAUCUCUUUCGAAGCAUCCAACAUCAUGCAGGCAACAAUUUUCUGCAGUUUUCAAUUAAGAAACAAAUUAAUUUUGUCAAUAAAAAUGUCUCCGGAAUCGAUAGAGAUCUGACUGGACCGUUCGCAAUAAACUGUGGUAGAGCGAAGACUCUUCUAGAUAGUCUCACUUCUUCAAUAUCUUUAAUGAACUAUGAUGGCCUCGGUUGCAGCACACAUGCAUGGAAGCGUUUGCUCUCCGAAUACGAUGAAAGCCUCAAAAAUGAGGAUCGUAAGUGGCUUGAGUUAGCUCAAAGACUAUACGAGAAACACGCGCCUGUAUUUGCACUAGUUGCUUAUGCUGUAGACCCGGAGUAUUUAGGAGAAAAACUGACGGAACUAGAGAGGGAAUCUGCGGCCAACUGGGUGCAAGAGUUCUACCCUGAAUGCUUCUCCGACUAUCAAAAGUUUACCGGGCUCAGCACCGAUCAUUUAGACAGUCUACGUAAAGUUUUUGAUGAAAAGAAUCUGGAAUUUUGGAAAGGGCUACUUGAAUUUGGAAUAAUAAAUGCGCCAUUUGCAGCUAUGGGGAAAAUCUUGAUGAAUCUCGUCUGCUCUUCAUAUGUAGAUCUAACAAUCAAACAACCCGGCGAGGCUAGUGACAUAAGUGACAUAAGUGACAUAUCGGACAACGAUGAGAACAGUUAGACGGCUUUUCCACUGAUCUAAGCCUUUAUCGUCAACUUUACUACAAACGUGCCUAUACCAUUUAGAGUAAAUUAUACUUUUAGUUCCAGAGUUCAACUUUAAAAAUCAAAAAAGAGUACUUGGUUUUGAUCCAAUUAUUCGCAACUUGCCACAACAGGGUUUGAAAGUUCAUGUAAACUUGUUCCUAAAUUCAAUAAAUUUAUAGUAGCUCUCUAGAACUGAAACGAGUUCUUUGUUCACUAGUUAAUUAACACAUGCUCAAGAU
This is a messenger RNA of Symsagittifera roscoffensis, 2176 nucleotides long. RefSeq lists its product as uncharacterized. Bases 220 to 1911 code for a protein of 563 amino acids. The transcript is spliced from 2 exons. The record is from RefSeq and is a predicted model, not a curated record. NCBI's taxonomy places the organism in Eukaryota, Metazoa, Xenacoelomorpha, Acoela, Convolutidae.